This is a messenger RNA of Vicia faba (fava bean), 378 nucleotides long. Lineage: Eukaryota; Viridiplantae; Streptophyta; Magnoliopsida; Fabales; Fabaceae. The record is from the annotation of a GenBank genome assembly.
AUGACGGUUUUGCAUAACCAUUUAUUCCUCUAUCUCUCUCUACCUCUUCCUUUCUUCUCUCUUUCACUGCCUCUCUCUUCCUCUUCUUUCUUCUCUCUUUCGUUGCCUCUCUUCUUCUUCUUCUUUCUUCUUUUGUUCAACAAAUAUGUUAUUCUUAUAUGCUUAAAUCUCUAUUUCGCCAAAAAAGGUUUUCAUUGUUCCUCCUCUGUCCACCCGUUCGAUUCCACCGUACAUAUUUUGCCACCAACAUCGUUAUUUGCCUUAAGGAGGAAGAUGAUAAACCUGAUUAUAUUGCAAGGAUUGUCGAGUUCUUCGAAUCUGAAGACAAAGAUCUAUUUUUUACCGCUCAAUAGUUUUACAGAGCCGAAGAUAUUAUAA